AUGAAUGUCUGUAGGUUACGCUUAACGGUACCACCUGAUGAAGGCUCACAGCCUGAACAGGGAGCAAAGGAACCGGAAAGAAAGAAAAAUGAACCAUACCAUGUACCGAAUGGCAUGUCUCCAGGGAAGCUCUCUCAUGGGAUGGUAUAUGGCGUUGUGCACCGAACUGACAACAACCAUAAGAGGGAAAUGGUGGUUUAUGGCUGGUCAGCUGAUCAGCUGAAAGAGGAGAUGAAUUACAUUAAAGAAGUGAGAGCAACUCUGGAAAAAGUAAGAAAGAAAAUGUAUGGUGAAUAUGAUGAAAUGAAACGAAAAAUACAGCAGCUUACGAAUGACACACGAGUGACAAAUGCUCAUCAGGAAUCCUUAGAGAAUCAUGUGCGAGUGCAGGCUGCAGCCUUAGAUAGCUUUAGUGAAAUGAACAGCUCCUUGACAUCAGCAUCAAUAGACUUGCAGAAAACUCUGGUGGAUGUUACAUUGGAGAACACUGAUAUAAGGGAACAAAUAAGGAAUUUAAAACAUACACAUGAGCAAUCUAUGGAAAAGCUGAGAGAGAAGCAAAAGCAACUGGAAACGGCACAAAUUGAAAAUCAGUUAUUGAAAUUAAAGGUGGAAUCGUCGCAGGAAGCCAAUGCUGAAGUCAUGAGAGAGAUGACAAGAAAACUGUAUAGUCAGUAUGAGGAAAAAAUGCGAGAAGAGGAGCAGAAACAUAAAGCGGAGAAAGAAAUCCUCCUAGAGGAAACGAAUCGGCUUCUGAAGGCUAUUGAAGAGGCAAAUAAGAAGAUGCAGAUUACAGAAACAAGCAUACAGGAAAAAGACCAGAGAAUUGGUGAGCUGGACCGGCUCAUUGAACGCAUGGAAGAGGAACGUCAGCAGCUGCAAAAACAACUUGAACUAAAUGAAAUACAAAUAUCUGGAGCAAAAUCUGAAAACAGCUCUGACAGUGAAAGGUCACAGUAUUUGGAGGAGGUAGCAGCUAGCCUACGAGAGCGAAUCAAACAUCUGGAUGAUAUGGUCCACUGCCAACAGAAGAAAGUCAAGCACAUGGUUGAGGAGAUUGAAAUGCUAAGGAAGAAAGUAAAAGAAAAGGAAUUAUUUAUAGUUCAGCUUUUAGAAAAAAUAUCUUUCUUAGAAUGUGAGAAUAAAGAACUGCAAGAUAAAUUGGACUACUUAAUGGAAAACCAACCAAAGAGCAAUAUAGAAACCAGAGAUACUGGUGUAGGAUGUGAUCUUCCAUACAGUACUGAGAACAGAAGAUCUCCUGAAAGUGCAAGGCCGGUGAGGACAUACACCCCAUUCAAGAGAGUGUUGGAAUUUAGCACAAAGAACAGUACAUCUUGA
This is a messenger RNA of Mesitornis unicolor (brown roatelo), 1341 nucleotides long. Its product is annotated as myocardial zonula adherens protein-like. Gene Ontology annotation, biological process: intracellular signal transduction; maintenance of ER location. The record is from RefSeq and is a predicted model, not a curated record. Gene Ontology annotation, cellular component: RNA polymerase II, holoenzyme; intracellular anatomical structure; nuclear envelope. The transcript is spliced from 12 exons. NCBI's taxonomy places the organism in Eukaryota, Metazoa, Chordata, Aves, Mesitornithiformes, Mesitornithidae. The annotation marks the transcript as partial.